Myripristis murdjan (pinecone soldierfish) is the source of this 556-nucleotide messenger RNA. It is a transcript of the gene ndufs5, whose product is annotated as NADH:ubiquinone oxidoreductase subunit S5. The record is from RefSeq and is a predicted model, not a curated record. Gene Ontology annotation, biological process: mitochondrial respiratory chain complex I assembly. Gene Ontology annotation, cellular component: respiratory chain complex I. NCBI's taxonomy places the organism in Eukaryota, Metazoa, Chordata, Actinopteri, Holocentriformes, Holocentridae. Bases 137 to 457 code for a protein of 106 amino acids. The transcript is spliced from 3 exons.
CGGCAACACUGCCGUAAACACGAUAUCUUUCUUCACAACACAAUCUUCUCCUUUACGGCCGUGUUUUGUGCUACCGUAAAGCGAAACGCGUGGAUCCGGAGAAGGUUAAAGUGACUCCGACAACACACGCUUCACCAUGCCGUUUGUGGACCUGCAGUCGCGGCUUGGCGUCAACCUGGACCGCUGGCUCCUGCUGCAGAGCGGAGAGCAGCCUCACAAGCGGGCGUCGCGCUGCCACGCCUUUGAGAAGGAGUGGAUCGAAUGCUCCCACGGCAUCGGGCAGACCCGCGCCAAGCAGGAGUGCAAAGUGGAGUUUGAGGACUUCUACGAGUGCAUGCACCGGCAGAAGACGCACCAGAGGCUGCACGCGAUUCGUCAGCAGCGUGACAAGAUGGUGAAGGAGGGCACCUACACACCCCCACCCCACCACUCAGGCCAGCCAGACCAGUCGCCAUGAGGGAACACACACUGUCUGCCAGCCCAUCUUGUGUAUAGUAACUCAGAUAUCACUAUUGCCCUGUACAAGUUUGCAAAUAAAUGUUAUCAUAGACUGUCA